Messenger RNA from Mirounga angustirostris (Northern elephant seal), 5715 nucleotides. It is a transcript of the gene HEYL, whose product is annotated as hes related family bHLH transcription factor with YRPW motif like. Gene Ontology annotation, molecular function: RNA polymerase II cis-regulatory region sequence-specific DNA binding; protein dimerization activity; DNA-binding transcription factor activity, RNA polymerase II-specific. NCBI's taxonomy places the organism in Eukaryota, Metazoa, Chordata, Mammalia, Carnivora, Phocidae. The record is from RefSeq and is a predicted model, not a curated record. Gene Ontology annotation, biological process: Notch signaling pathway; regulation of transcription by RNA polymerase II; regulation of neurogenesis. The transcript is spliced from 5 exons. Gene Ontology annotation, cellular component: nucleus. The coding region runs from base 412 to 1314 and encodes 300 amino acids.
ACAGUGACGUGUGCAGUGCUAACCCAAUACCCCUAGAGACUCCUUAUCCAGCCUAGGGGGGACAAAGGCCAUGUUUUAUUAUCCCUUGGCUCUUGGGGCUUGUCCUGCGUGUAGCUUUGUAAACAAGCUGCCCUACAGAUCCCAGGAUCGGGCCAUCCGAGCCCUGGACUGAGCUUGCUGGGCCAUCUCUCCCAGGAGCUUCAUAGGCCUCUGACCAGCCCUUCUCAUCCAGAUGUUUGGAAGGAGAUAUCCUUUUCCAGAUGUAGCUGGACAAAGCCAGGGACAUAGCAGUGGGAUUUGAUCACGGUUGAUGUGGACUCUCCUGCAACCUUCUCUCUUUGAGCAUUGAUGAAAAUGAUCUAACCUCUCAUGCCAAGAGGGUAGUCACAUGGGCUGGGACCCUCCUGCCAGAUGGCCAGGCCGCUGUCCACCCCCAGCCCUUCGCAGAUGCAAGCCAGGAAGAAACGCAGAGGGAUCAUAGAGAAGCGGCGCCGAGACCGCAUCAACAGCAGCCUUUCUGAGUUGCGACGCUUGGUCCCCACCGCCUUUGAGAAACAGGGCUCCUCCAAGCUGGAGAAGGCCGAGGUCCUGCAGAUGACAGUGGAUCACUUGAAAAUGCUCCACGCCACUGGUGGGACAGGAUUCUUUGAUGCCCGAGCCUUGGCAGUGGACUUCCGGAGCAUCGGUUUUCGGGAGUGCCUCACCGAGGUCAUCAGGUACCUGGGGGUCCUGGAAGGGCCGAGCAGCCGUGCAGACCCUGUCCGGAUUCGUCUUCUCUCGCACCUCAACAGCUAUGCAGCCGAGAUGGAGCCUUCUCCCACGCCCGCUGGCCCCCUGGCCUUCCCUGCCUGGCCCUGGUCCUUCUUCCAUAGCUGUCCAGGGCUGUCAGCCCCAAGCAACCAGCUCACCAUCCUGGGAAGAGUGCCUGGUCCCAUCCUCCCCAGCGCCUCCUCUCUCGCUUACCCCAUCCCGGCCCUCCGAACCACUCCUGUGCGUAGAGCUGCUGGUACCGUCCUGCCAGUCCGCAGGAAUUUGCUGCCCAGUCGAGGGGCAUCUUCCACGCGGAGGGCCCGCCCCCUGGAGAGGCCAGCCGCCCCCCUGCCCGUGGCCCCCAGCAUCAGGGCUGCCAGGAGCAGCCACAUGGCACCCCUCCUACGAUCUUCUUCCCCCAUGCCCCCCAGCAUCGUGGGGUCCCCUGCUUAUGUGGCUGUUCCUGCCCCCAGGCCCUCUUCCCCAGGGGCAGCUGGGAGGCCAGCAGGAGCCGUGCUCUGCCACUCCUGGGUCUCCGAAAUCACUGAAAUCGGGGCUUUCUGAGCUGGCUUUUCCCCAAUAGCGAGGAGGGUUCUUUUUCCAGGAGCUCUAAAAACAGUGCUGUCUUCUGCCCUGCUUCCUGGCCUGGCUCAUCUGUCUGCAAAGGCAUCUUCCUCACCCAUCAGAGGCCCCUUCCUCCUUUGGCCCAUCUCCCCUCCUCACUGCCCAUCCCAGCUUACAGACCCAGCUCUCCUGGAGCUGUUCUGAUCUCAGAGGCCUGGUCUCAUUUCUUACCUGGGACAAAUAAGCCCUGGGAGGGCCCCUACAAGCUUUGCCCAGACCCUUUCCUGGGGGCAGCAGGCAUGAAUCCAACGUCUGGGAACUAAGCUUGACCCUAAAAGGCACAAUGGCCUCAGGCCGGCUGCUUGCCUAGAGAGUUCAGAACCCAGCCUGAGCAGUGAUUGACUGUGCAGCCUUCCCAGGCUCCCAGGGCCAGAACUUAGUGUCUGCCUCACUUCCGGAGACAGUAACAGAGCAGGGGCCACAAAGCAGUCUCUGGGGAACCCCCGUCUGCCCCUGCCCACCCCAUUGCAGUGAACCACAGGACAGGCCCCCCUGCCACCACAGCCAAGGCCUGGCAGUUAGGGGCCCAGUAGGGCCUGCUCGGGUGGUCUUCCCUGCUGCAGACACCUAAAUUCCGGCUGACCCCCAGUUCCCUGCAUGGAGAUGGGAGGUUUCUGGGCAGCAAUAAGGCUCCAAAACAGGGGGUCCUUACCACCAGGCCUGGGACAGCGCUCCCAGACAAGAGCCGGGAUUGAGCAGAGAACCCAGCUCCCUGCUUCUCGCACCAUCACCAUCCUCCAGAUGCCUGGUCCCUGUUGGGUGCACAGCGUGGAGGGUCACGUUCCCAUGUGAUGGCGCCCCCGGAGGGGCCCUCUUGGGAUUCAGCACCAGACGUUUGUGCUGCCUGGUUUGCAUCCGGCUCGCAGAGCUCAGACUGUGGGACAGCCAAGGGCUGUCAGCUGGACAAAAAUAACUGCAAGGAGGGGCGAGAGGAAGGAUAGUCAGAGGCGGCUGGGCCCUUCACGGUCACACGGCGGGUCAAGGGCCUGAGAUCCUGUUCACCCAGGAUGUCACGCAGCUGGCUCUGCUCAGAGGCCAUUUCAGGACCCAGCUCCAGCCCUGGCCGCUCAUCCUCUAACGGAGGGAUCAAAUGGCCUGUGGCCACCAUUCCCAGCAGAACAGCAGAGGCCAGACAGGACUGGGGCAGCCCCGGGACUGAUGUUCAGCUGGACCCGUGUUGCCAGACCCGCUGUUAAAACGUAGAGCCACUUCUCUGCUUGUUGGCAGAUAUCUGCUUCCCUUAAGGGCCUCUAAAUGCCCCGCUGCCCCAUGUGGCUUUCCCCCAGGCCCCCACACUGGUUGGUAAAUACUUCUUUCGAAUGUCACCCCGGGAAGAUUCUUUCACGCCCACCCUUUGAUGGAACUACUGCCCCCAGAGACUAAAUUGAGGAGAUCCUUGGGCUCAGACAUAGAGUUUGCUAAAACCCUGGGGGAAAGGGCCCUUUUGGAGAAAUGGGGCAGAGGGCAGAGAUCAUUUAAACGACCCAGAAAUCUCUUUUGAAAAGGCAAAUUCCUCCAGGAGGCAUGAAGAGCUAAUGUAUUCUUUCAGUCCUCAGUGUUUGUUCGAUCAGAUUUCUGUCCUCCUGGAUGCAUCUGAGAUGUGCAGCUGUGGGGAGCGAGGGCAGCAUUCCAGGGAGUGGGUCACCGGCCAGGGGUGCUCCUGACGGAGACAGACAGGGAGGGCAGGGCAAGUCAGCAGGCUCCCAGGAGUUGGGAGAGGUGGGCACAGGGAGGUGACAAAGGGAAGAGCCCAACUUCAUCUUCGUCACAGAGGGCAGAAAGAACUGCUUCUGCUCCUAAUCUUCCUCCCGCCCCUCCUCCUCCUCUCCCGGGCUAUCCCAGCUGGCGGCUCCCUGCUCCCAGGGUACCAGGUCAGUGCUGCAGUCCCACAGUUCGGCAACUCCAUAGCCUGAGAAUAUGGGAAACCCAUUUCCACAUUUCCAGGACCCAAUUCCAGGAGAAUGUUGACACCAUCGAAUGAGGUGGAAAUGGCCCAGAACUUUCAGCAUCUGAGAGAUGGUGAAUGAGAAAGGUGACUAUGUAUUUGUUUUCGUGGUUGAGGAUUUGUAUCUUUUGUUUCUAUUCCCAAGCCUUUCUGGUGUCCCCGACUCCUACCCCCUUGCUGGGGCUGUAGCAGGCAUCCAAUAAAGUUGUUUUAGUUCUUCUAAAAACCUCUGAAAGAUUCUACUUCUUGAGAUCUCUGGAGUCCAUCCACUUCUCUCCAAGCCCCCAGCUAUCACCCUGGUCUGGCCAUUUCACCUGCCCCCAGAUCACUGCCGUCCACAAGGUCAUCUUGCUUCCGUCUUGCUUUGUCACUCAGUUCUCAAGGCAACCAGAGAGAGCUUUAAACAUGCAAAUCAUAUCAUACCAACUCUGGUGUAAAACCCUUACACUAUUACCCUAUUAUUCCCAAGAUAAAAUGCAAGCUCUUCCUCUUGUCCCAACCUCACUUCCAGCCAAUUCCAACCUUGCUCACUGUGCUUCUGCCACUCUGGCUUUCCUUCAUUUCCUCAACAUUCCAGCCUGUUCCCACCUCCAGGACUUGGCAUAUGCUCUUCCCGUGCCCAGAAUGCGCUUCCCCUACCUUCUGCAUGACUGAGCUCUUUAUACCCUUGGCUUAAACUCACCUCCUUAGAGAAGGCUUCCUUGACUUCUGUGCUUGAAUAGUUAGUUCAUCAAUCUCCAAGCCCUGUAUUCUUUCCCUCCUUAAGGCACUUGCCAUUGCACAUCCAUGUGUGUUUACUUCUUGGUUGAUCAUCUCCCCCACCAGCACGUAAGCUCUGUGGGCCCAGAGACUAUGUGUGGCUUGCUCUCCACCCUGGACCCAGUGCCAAGCACCGUACCUGGCUCUAAGUUGGUGUUCAAUAAAUAUUCGUCAAAUAAAUGAACUGGGGAGGUGAGGAAUCUUCCAGACUCUGCUGGAUAAUACAGGCCCUUGAGCGGUGAACCUCCCUCCCCGCCCCCAACUGGCUGACUUUGCAGGGAGGCUGGAGAGCAAAGUGAGAGGCAGGGCCAAGGGACUGGAAGUUCUGGCAAAUGGUGGGAAGGCUCUGGCCAGAGAAAAGUGCGAGUGUGCUCGCGCUGGAGCGCACACUGACAGCUGAGACCAGGGAGGCGUCCCUCCAGCAGGUAUUGUUCUCCACUCUUGCCCUGAUGGAUCUGGCUUGCGAUCAAUCCUACACACAUUUGCAGAGGUCUGCUCCGCACCAGGCCAGGCGUGGUGGAGCCAGGGGUGAUGAGAAGGCUGAGGGGACCCAGGGGGGAUGUCUGCCUCUGCCUGGGGUGGCCAUGGGGGAGGGGGGACAGCUGGGAGGAAGACUUCCUGAAGGAGAACCAGAAGAGCCAUUCUACCAGAACAGGGAACCCUGGUGCAAAGACCUGGAGACGUUGCGGGGUGCCCUGCGAGUUGGUUCUAAGUUGAGCACGGGCCUUCAGGAACAAAGGGAAGGCAGGCUAGCCUGGGCACUGAAGCCAGGCUUCCUGGGUUCAGCCUCCACCUCUGUCACUUAUCAGGGUUGUGGUCUUGGGCAAGUUACUUAACAACCCUAACCCUCAACUUCCUCAUUGAUAAAAUAGGGAUAAUGCAGUAAUGGCUAUUAACUGAGUGGUAACUAUGUACUGGGCACUGUUGGUAAUGCUUUUCAUGGAAUGUUCCCAUUUUACAGAUGAGAAAACUAAGCCAAGACACCAUCUCCUAAAGUUAGGGGAGAUCGAAUGGGGUAGCACACAGAAAGCCUUCACCCCAGAGCUUGAGUCAUAUGAGACCGUCAAUCUUAGCCCAUUAGUGUCAUUAAUGGAAAGAGACCGGAUCCAAACUGGGGGAAACCUUGGGUGCCAUGCAGAGUUUGGGCUUUAGCUGAUAGGCAAUGGAAGCCAUGGAAGGUUUUGCCAGGUGAAUGCCAAGGUAAAUGCCAAGAUCGGACCUGUUUAAGAAAGUCUUGCUUGGGGUAGUGACUGGGAGAAGGAGUUUUCAGACUCAAGUCUACCUAUUCAUUGGAAACACUUAGAUGCUUUUUAAAAACAUCAUUGCCCAGGCCCCAGAGAUGAUGAUUUAACCUGUGUGCAACAGAGCCCAGACAUCCCAAAAGGAGGUGUGAAGAAGAGUUGGGAUUUCUUUCCUAGUCAACAUAAAUUUCCAUUCAGUAGGUGAAUUGGACUCCAGUUUGUGAGCCUAAAAAGAACUCAUACUUUCUGAGAAGCAAAGCAGAAAUUAGUUUCCACAAGGGCAUCUCUGUCCUCCAAGCCCCUCCUAGCCCCUGGCCCAUGGUAGAUGCCUAAGAAACAUUUUGUGUUGAAAGCUUUGGGGAUUUGUAAUUCAAUCAAGAGUCAUUGAGUAUUUUU